AUGAAACUCGAAACUACAAAACUGACAACGGAGAAUGAGAAGUUAAAGGCGGACCUGCUGGAGCUCCGCUGCAGGAGCAUGCGGGACAACCUGCUGAUCAUGGGAAUUAGCGAAGAUAAAGGAGAAACUUACAGUAUCGCGGAGAACCUCGUCAGAGCCUUUUUGCAGGAGCAACUCGGCAUCCCGGAGGAAGAGGUCAAGAAGAUCCAAAUGGAACGAGCACACAGGAUUGGCAAGCGCAAGGAGGAAGGUAAACCGAGGCCCAUGGUUGUGAAGUUUACUAGCUCCAAGUGCAAAGACGGAGUGCUUUCUCUCUCCAAAAGACUGAAAGGCACUUCAUUCUUCAUAACCAGCCAAUACCCAACUGAGGUGGUGGAGAAACGACACAUGGGGAAACACGUGAGGAACAAUAACAAAGUCGCGCAGUGA
Messenger RNA from Knipowitschia caucasica, 429 nucleotides. NCBI's taxonomy places the organism in Eukaryota, Metazoa, Chordata, Actinopteri, Gobiiformes, Gobiidae. The record is from the annotation of a GenBank genome assembly.